AAGGUUAAACUGUCUGACAGUUGCUACGAAGAGGACGAUGGCGCAGCAGGAAAACCAGCUCGACCCAGUUAAAUUCUCUUGUUCCAUCUGUUUGGAUCUUUUAAAGGAUCCGGUGACUGUUCCCUGUGGACACAGUUACUGUAUGAAGUGUAUUAAGGACUUCUGGGAUGAAGGAGAGAAGAAACUCCCCAGCUGUCCUCAGUGUCGACGCACAUUUAUUCCGAGGCCUGAGCUCUUGAAAAACACCAUGUUAGCUGAUUUAUUGGAGGAACUGAAGAAGACUGGACUCCAAGCUGCUCCUGCUGAUCACUGCUAUGCUGGACCUGGAGAUGUGGCCUGUGAUGUCUGCUCUGGGAGAAAACUGAAAGCUGUCAAGUCCUGUUUGGUCUGUCUGGCCUCUUACUGCCAGAAACACCUCCAACCUCACCGUGAUUCAUCUACAUUCAAGAACCACCAGCUGGUGGAUCCCUCCAAGAACCUGCAGGACAACAUCUGCCCCCGUCAUGGUGAGGUGAUGAAGAUGUUCUGUCGUACUGAUCAGAAGUGUAUCUGUUAUCUCUGCUCUGUGGAUGAACAUAAAGGCCACGACACAGUCUCAGCUGCAGCAGAAAGGGCGGAGAGGCAGAGAGAGAUGGAGGUGAGUCGACAACAAAUCCAGCAGGAGAUCCAGGACAGAGAGAAAGAUGUGAAGCUGCUUCAGCAGGAGGUGGAGGCCAUCGAUCAGUCUGCUGAUAAAACAGUGGAGGACAGUGAGGAGAUGUUCACUGAGCUGAUCUCUCUCCUCCAGAAGAGGAGGUCUGAGGUGAAGCAGCAGGUCAGAUCCCAGCAGGAAACUGAAGUGAGGAGAGUCAGAGAGCUGGAGGAGAAGCUGCAGCAGGAGAUCAGGGACCUGAAGAGGAGAGACGCUGAGAUGAAGCAGUUCUCAGACAUCGAGGAUCACAACCAGUUCUUCCACAGCUGCCCCUCACUGCCACCACUCAGUCAGUCCAAACACUCCUCCAGCAUCAGCAUCCGUGACGUGGCAGCAGCCGUGUCAGAGGUCAGAGGUCGACUACAGGACAUCCUGGGAGACACGUGGACAAACGUCUCACUGGCCGUUACUGACGUGGAUGUUUUACUGUCCAAAGACCCAACGAGCAGAGCUGGAUUCCUGAAGUAUUCAUGUGAAAUCACUCUGGAUCCAAACACAGUAAACACACGGCUGUUACUGUCAGAGCAGAACAGAAAGGUGACUCGGAUGAACCAACGUCAGUCUUAUUCUGAUCAUCCAGACAGAUUCAGUAAAUAUCUUCAGGUCCUGAGUAGAGAGAGUCUGACUGGUCGUCAUUACUGGGAGGUGGAGACGACAGCAGGUGUAGUUGCUGUAGCAGUUUCAUACAAGAAUAUCAGCAGAUCAGGGGGGGAAAGUAGAUUUGGAUAUAAUGAUAAAUCUUGGUCACUAUAUUGUUACCCAGGCAGUUAUGGAUUCUUUUACAACAGCAUCAGCACCUCCGUCUCAGGUCCUCUGAGCUCCAGAAUAGGAGUUUACGUGGAUCACAGAGCAGGAGUUCUGUCCUUCUACAGCGUCUCUGGAACCACGACCCUCCUCCUCCACAGAGUCCAGACCUCUUUCACUCGGCCGCUACACGCUGGAGUCACGAUUAACUACGGUACUGGAUCCUCAGCUGAGUUCUGUAAACUCAAAUAA
Messenger RNA from Cololabis saira (Pacific saury), 1687 nucleotides. Its product is annotated as tripartite motif-containing protein 16-like. The record is from RefSeq and is a predicted model, not a curated record. The transcript is spliced from 2 exons. Gene Ontology annotation, molecular function: protein binding; zinc ion binding. Lineage: Eukaryota; Metazoa; Chordata; Actinopteri; Beloniformes; Belonidae. The coding region runs from base 38 to 1687 and encodes 549 amino acids.